Camelina sativa (false flax) is the source of this 840-nucleotide messenger RNA. The record is from RefSeq and is a predicted model, not a curated record. Lineage: Eukaryota; Viridiplantae; Streptophyta; Magnoliopsida; Brassicales; Brassicaceae.
AUGUAUGACCAAGACCCAAUACCGAGUGACUUAGACCGAGAAGCUGAGGAAGGCGUAGAGCCGAGAGAUGACGUGACGCCAAGGGCUAGUACGAGCCGCGAUGUGAGAAACCGAGGUGGACCUGACCGAGAGGAGCCGGAUCUUUUGAUGCCAAACCAAGUUGUACCAGACCCUGUGGAGUCAAACCAGAUCGUGCUGAGGCGCGAUAGUCCUAUUCGAGCUGUACCACUUCAAGUGGUGUUUACUGAUCAAGAGCGGGAACCAAGAGACCCAUUUUGGGAAAGAAGUGAUAGGAUGGCCGCCCUAAGGAGAACAAACCGAGAACGUAUAAGGUUCGAGGAAGGAGAAAGUAGUACUAAGAGACCGAGGGUUUCGUACCAGGAAUUUCAAGCGAGGAAACAGCCUGUGACCACACAGCCGAGAGGGCGAUUGAGGACAAGAGCCACUGCUAGGAAGAGAGUAGUGUACCCCCAACAAGUUGUCAGGAGGAAUUCGGCUUAUUGCGACCUGUGUGAGGGAAUUGGACAUUGGACCAGGCACUGUUGGAGACCAGAGCUGAGGCGGAUGUGUGAUCCGACGAAUGUGGAGUGCGAGUGGUGCGGAAUGCGAGGGCACUUUGCCUAUCGCUGCCCAAACCCAGACCUUAUGAGAUACACAAGGCCGUGUGAGGUUUGUGGGAUGCCGGGACAUUUGAAUGGCCAUUGUUGGAGGACGAGACCACGACAUUUACCGAUCCCCGAGCAUGUUGUGUGUACCGAGUGUGGGACGGAAGGACACUUCGCUGAUAGCUGUCCGGACCGAGUUGUGCANCCUAUCGCUGCCCAAACCCAGACCUUAUGA